GCUCAGUACAGAUGGAGUGAAGGUUUCAAGAACACACUUUAAGUUGCAUUGCUAAAAGUUUAAGAAAGAGGACCAUAAUAGAAGGAGGUGUCCAGAUGGUCCUAAUAGCAAAGAGAAACUGGCCUCUGCGCAUCAAACGAACUGUCUGUGCCAUUAUUUUCGUUUGUCUGUGAGCUCUUUCUUCUCUACACCGGUGGUCUCCUCCGUCACCGGUGGUGAUCGAGUGUGUAUGGCGGCGACGACGAACGCCAUGGAAGUUAACAGACCCGACGGCGACGACGAAGCGGGCCUGGGGUGGACAUGGGAGGAUAUAUUCGGCCCGAGUCCCGCUAACACGCCUGAGGUGCUGGAAGAGCGUGCAGUAUCGCUGGAGGGAGGGAUGCAAGAUGAUGAAGACACGACGGAGAAUAUACGGCGGAGGGAAGGAGUUGAAGACACUCUGGCUGCCAUGCAACGCGAUGAAGGGGCACCGGAUGGUAACACUGUGAAGGCUGAGCAAGAUGCAUAUGCACAGGAAGAAGAGCAAGAAGAUGUUAUUGUGAUUCGUUUCAAGGGGCCUCUAGAAAAGGGAAAAUCAAAGGCAAAGCCAACUGCCCAAAAAAACGAACCACAAAGGACAUUGCCGGACAGGAGUACGCUGGAGAGGGGUUCACGGGACAGCCGUACACUGGAGAGGGCUACGUUGGAGAGGGGUACCAUGGUCAAUAUGAUUAUGGUGCAGUCAACAAUAGUAUGACACUACAAUAUCAAGACGGUUUAGAUUUAAAUCUCACUCUGUUUUGAGACAUGUACUUAUUUCAGGCAAGUGCGCCAAGACGGUUUAGAUUUGAAUCUUUCUCUCUUUUGAAGUGUUGUCUACAUUGGUACCGUCUGUAUUUAUGUAAUUAUAUACUCCUAUGUAGUUCUAUAAUAUUUUGUGGAGACAUAUGUUAAAUGUUAAACGUUUGUAUAAUAUUGUGUGGAGACAUAUGUUAAAUGUUAAUUCCUAA
Cuscuta epithymum is the source of this 989-nucleotide messenger RNA. The record is from the annotation of a GenBank genome assembly. Lineage: Eukaryota; Viridiplantae; Streptophyta; Magnoliopsida; Solanales; Convolvulaceae.